Molecule: messenger RNA, 2217 nt
Organism: Cyphellophora attinorum
Lineage: Eukaryota; Fungi; Ascomycota; Eurotiomycetes; Chaetothyriales; Cyphellophoraceae
Exons: 4
Coding region: 1-2217 (738 amino acids)
Biological process (GO): chloride transmembrane transport
Cellular component (GO): cortical endoplasmic reticulum
Molecular function (GO): chloride channel activity
Source: RefSeq, a predicted model, not a curated record
AUGACUAAAGAGCCAGGUUUGUCCAAUUUGGACGUCGAUUACGUUGUGUCGUACCGUGUAGAUUCUAAAGACAAGGAAGGAUCCAUCAGACAGUUUAAGGAGCUGAUCAGGGUACUUGCUGAAGUUGGCUUGACAUCUGAAGUACGGACAGGCGAUGAUACCUCUCUGCUCGUCUUUGUGAAAGCGGCAGACGAGGAUGUUUUGGCCAAAGUCGUCCAUCGGUCUCGCAUGAAGGACUGGCUUUAUGGCGUGCGACAAAUACAGCCCGUCGGAGAUGCUGCCACAGCCUUGACGAACGAUCCUCUCACGGACGCUGAGCGACACAGACAAAUUUAUCACAUGAUCACUGGACUACGGGAAGACGGGGGAGCUGGAAUUACUCCUGAGUCUGGUCGAUGGAAGAAUGUCGAGUCGGUCUUUCCGCUUCACGAUCACGCAAGAAACAAGAAGUGGUUGCUCGACUUCGCGAAGAAGACCUUCUUGACCCCACACGAUCUGGACGACAUCAAGGACGCUGUUGGCGAAAAGAUCGGAUUUUACUAUGCUUUCCUGCAGUCAUAUUUCACCUUCAUGAUCUUCCCAGCUGCCUUUGGAUUCUCCUGCUGGGUCUUACUGGGCAAUUUCUCUGCUAUAUACGGCAUUGUCAACGUUGUUUGGUGCCUAGUGUUUGUCGAAUACUGGAAACGCCAAGAGCAAGAGCUAUCUAUUCGUUGGGGUGUGAAGAACGUCUCUGUGAUUCAGGAGAAGCGUCGCGAUUUCAAGCCUGACACCAUGAUUCGCGAUACUGUAACAGGGGAGGAUGUUCCACACUUCUCAGGCAAAAAGCGACUUCAGCGACAAUUGCUACAGAUCCCGCUGGCCAUCCUAUGCGUGGUCGGUCUCGGCACCAUUAUCGUGACCUGCUACUCGAUUGAGAUCUUCAUCUCUGAGGUCUACAAUGGUCCAUUCAAAUCGGUCCUCACCUUCACUCCGGUCGUCCUUCUCACCUUAUCGAUUCCUCCUACGUCGACUUUUCUCACGUCCUUCGCGGAGAAACUCACCGCCUACGAAAACUACGAAACUCAAGACGCUCACGAUAAGGCUAUGACCUCGAAAGUCUUCGUCAUCAAUUUCCUGACUUCCUACACGGCCAUAUUCUUGACGGCCUUUGUGUACGUGCCCUUCGCCACGAUUCUUGUUCCAUACCUGGAUGUCUUCAGCCUGACUGUCAAGCCCUUCGCGGAGAACGACGCUCAAACGAGAGCUCCGACUUCAGAGUCCUUCAGCAUCAAUCCGAACCGCCUCAAGAAUCAGAUGAUUUAUUUUGCGGUAACCGCACAGGUUGUCAACUUCGCUACAGAAACCAUUCUGCCACUAGUCACACAGAAAGGCAAGCAAAAGUACAACGAGAUGCAGGCCUCCCGCGCUGAACGUCAUGGUGGCACCUCUCCGACGCCUGAUGCCAACGAUACCCCAGAGGAACGCGACUUCCUGCGUCGCAUGUGUAUUCAGUUCGGCUACCUCUCCCUAUUCAGCUCAGUCUGGCCAUUGACACCCGUUUCGUACUUCAUCAACAACUGGAUCGAGCUGCGUGGAGACACGUUCAAGCUGACCACAGAGUGCAGACGGCCAAACCCUGAGCGCGCCGACAGUAUCGGACCAUGGCUUUCGAGCCUCGAGUUCCUUGCCUGGCUCGGAAGUGUGACUACUGCAGCAGUAUGCUACAUGUUCAGCGGAAGUGAUGACCCGGAGAAGGGCGGAUUAGGUCCAGACGGUCGUCCACAUCAGAUCAAAGGCUGGGCAUUGCUACUCUGCAUCUUCUUCUCCGAGCACAUCUUCCUCGUGGCAAGACUGGCAGUGCGCACGGCUUUCAGUAAGCUUGACUCGGUCAAUCUGCGCAAGGAGCGUUCCGAGCGCUUUAUGGUGCGCAGAAAGUAUCUCGAGGAAGCUGGUCUGAGCGAUGCAGUCAAGCCAUUGGGCAGCGGCAACGAGAAGCUGUCCACGAAUGCAACCCGAGCGCUCAUUGACGAGAAGGGAGACGCAGACGUAUUGGGUGACAUUACGCGGAGCUCGCUUGAGGAAGACGCUAGACAAGAAUCACUCACCGAAGACAAUAUGGAGCCCGCCGCGAGACGAUUUUGGGGCCGGCAGCGAACUUGGCGUGAAUCAGAGAAGGUCGGGCUUCAUCUCCUAGAAGAACUAGAAUGGGGAGGUGCGGAAGGAAAGAAGUCGAAGUGA